This is a messenger RNA of Aspergillus thermomutatus, 933 nucleotides long. Its product is annotated as histidinol-phosphatase. Gene Ontology annotation, biological process: L-histidine biosynthetic process. Lineage: Eukaryota; Fungi; Ascomycota; Eurotiomycetes; Eurotiales; Aspergillaceae. The transcript is spliced from 3 exons. The record is from RefSeq and is a predicted model, not a curated record. Gene Ontology annotation, molecular function: histidinol-phosphatase activity. The coding region runs from base 1 to 933 and encodes 310 amino acids. Gene Ontology annotation, cellular component: cytoplasm.
AUGCCGUUCUCACACCACAGCCACUCGGGCCAGUUCUGCCCGGGCCAUGCCAAAGACUCACUCGAGGAAAUCGUCCAAUUGGCCAUCUCAAAGAAGUUCAAAGUCUUCUGUCUGACCGAGCACAUGCCCCGAGGAAAAGAAGACUUUUAUCCGGAGGAGAUCGAAGCCGGCGACAACGAAGCCGCCCUGGUCGCCAACGAAGCCGCAUACUUCGCAGAGGCCGUCCGGCUGCGCGAGAAAUACGCGCACCAGAUUCAGAUCCUCAUCGGGUUCGAGAUUGACUGGAUCCGUCCCGAGUCGCGGACACUGAUCGAGCAGAGCCUCUCGAGGUUCCCAUUCGAGUUCUUCAUGGGGUCCGUGCAUCAUACGCUGACCGUCCCAAUCGACUAUGACCGGCCUAUGUAUGAAAAGGCUCGUGAGCUGGCAGGCGGCACGGACGAGCGUCUGUUCGAGCACUACUUUGACGAGCAGCUGGAUAUGCUGACGCAGCUGAAGCCGCUCGUCGUGGGGCACUUUGAUCUGAUUAAAUUGAAGAGCGAUGAUCCCGAGCGCAGCUUCAAACAGUGGCCUGGGGUGUGGGAGCGGAUCCUUCGGAACCUGGAGUUCAUCUCUGGGUACGGGGGCAUGCUGGAGCUGAACUCGGCUGCGUUGCGGAAGGGGAUGAGUGAGCCUUAUCCCAAGGAGGAGAUUUGCAGAGAAUUCCUGGCACGAGGAGGCCGUUUUGUCCUUUCGGAUGAUAGCCACGGGCUGGACCAGGUUGGCUUGAAUUAUCACCGAGUGCUGGCGUUCGUGGAGAAGGCUGGUAUCUCGACUUUGCAUUAUCUGGAGCUGGGGGAUGGGCCGGCGGUGGACGAGCGGUUUCCGCGGACACAGAUCCGGUCGAUCCAUGUCGAUGAGUUGAAGAAGAUGUCUUUCUGGCAGGUGGCUAGCUAG